AAGCGGGCGUCGUGUACUUCUGCUCCGAGUCCAGGCCCUAUCGACCGCUCGCAGCAUCCAGCAGCCCCGGCGUACGUCAUAUCCGGCGUCCCUCGGCCGGCGCUCAUCUCCAGCGUCGUUCCUGUCCGUGGUCGCUGAGCCAGAGCGAGAAGCUGCUCAGGCGGCCGUUCGUCGGUCCGUUCGCCUUUUCAUCUCCGGUAUCGCAGCGUUCCUGCUCCGGUGACGCUGCUUCGGCCAUCGAUCUACAAUCCUUUGCUGUUCCAGAUUACUCAGAUCUGGUGCAUAUGAUGGUUUAGAGCUUUUGAGAAAAAUAUUUAUUGGAGACGAUCAAUGGCGCCAAAUCCAAGAGUUGCAAAAGCCUUUCGUGCUAUGAGGGAUCUUGGCAUUGCCGAGGAAAAGGUUAAACCAGUCCUGAAAAGUCUUCUAAAGUUGUAUGACAAAAACUGGGAACUCAUUGAGGCAGAAAACUACAGAGCCCUUGCAGAUGCUAUAUUUGACCAAGAGGAAGCGCAGGUCUCUACCCCUCUAAAUGCUGCGGAGGAAAAAAAGAAACUUGAAAACACUAAUCAGGUGGAAAUGGAUGAAGAAGAUCAAGUGCCUGAACCUCCCUUGAAAAGACUGCGCUUAAGGUACCAAGAAGGUCAUGCUUCACCUUCCUUGAGUAACUCCUGCCCUGGGUUGGCUGGAAAUUUGUUGAAACAGCCUAAAGAGGAGGAGGCUGAACCACCUGAAACUUUUCCCCAACCGGACAUAGUGGGGUCAUCCCAGCCUAGUCAAGAGAAUGUAAGGGGUGCCUUGCAACCAAUGUCCCCCCAACGAAUUACAAGAAGUAAGGCAAAGCAAUCUGUCUUGCCAAAGCCUUCGCCAGUGCAGGAAAGAUUGGAGCCAAGUCAGCCUGGUGUUGUUGACAGGAAUCCGCCAUUUGCUGCAGGGAGAACUCAAUCUGAUUCUGUUAAUCCUAGAACACGUCUUAGGGAAAAAGGAAAGGAACCUAUCUCACCUCAAAUUGGUUCAAGAGAUAAAAGUUCGAAUUCUGAGAGGUCACCUCAUGCAGUGCGCAUCAAAGAGCCUGGUAUUGCUCUCUUACCAAAACAGCAGAUGCACAAGUCUCACACUUUGGUCAAGCCUAAAGAUGAGCCAUUCACUGAUGAUUUGCCUCACUCUGUGGUUCCUAUUGCAGUGAUUCAUCCAGAGCCAUUCAACAAAGAAAAUUCUUCAAAUGGAAGUUUGUCAAUCAGAGAAGCUAAUGGUCUUGACCCAGUAUCUCAAGCUGAAGCUGGAAAAGGACAAAGCAGUAGGGUUCAAGUUUCAACAAUUGAAAAGAGAACAAAUUGUGAGCUUGCAAACUAUGUGGAUGAGUCCUCAUCCAACUUAGAGAUUGCUUCCUCACCCUAUGGAGAGGUGAAAAUUUCUUUGACCUGUAAUUCUGCUCUUGGAGGACCUGAUUUUCAUGUGCCUAGUGUUGAUGCAGUUGUCAAAAUGGUGGAGGAUAAAUGUCUUAGGUCAUACAAACUCCUGGACCCAAGUUUUUCUGUGAUGAAACUAAUGAAAGAUAUGUGUGAGUGUUUUCUGGAACUAGGAACUGACUCUGCCAAUGAAUCACAGGGAAAACUAGAUGUAGCACCUGCUGUUGAUAUAUCGAAACAAUGUAAUGGACUGGACACUUUGGGUGCUAGAGACGAGCAAAUUGGCUAUCCUAUUAAUCCAGUCAGUGACCAUUGUGCUGCUGAAGUGGCACAAUCUCAAAUUCCAAAUCUGCCACCAUCUUCCAAUAUGAUGGAUGACAGCGGGCAAACUGAUAAAAAUACUAUUGUGAGCAGCAGCGACAUUGAUGAGGAAAGGCAACAAAAUGACCUUGAACAUUCAAGUUCUCAUAGUCUUGUGGUGGUUCAACAACCUGAGGAUGGAAGGCAUCUGCAUGAUGUUAGUAACAUAGCAAAGGGACAAGAAAAAGUUGUGAUUUCUUUGGCAAAUGAAAUCAACAAUGAGUGUCCGCCAUCCUUUUACUAUAUACCCCAAAAUGUGGUUUUUCAGAAUGCAUAUGUCAAUUUUUCUCUGGCACGAAUUGGGGAGAAUUGUUGUUCGACUUGUUCUGGCGAUUGUUUAUCAUCAACAACACCUUGUGCUUGUUCACAUGAAACAGGUGGUGAGUUUGCAUAUACCUUAGAUGGCCUUGUUAAGGAGGACUUUUUAGAAGAAUGCAUCUCAAUGAAUCGUGAUCCUCAAAAGCACUGCCUCUUUUAUUGUAAGGAAUGCCCCUUGGAAAGAUCAAAAAAUGAAGAUAUUCUGGAACCAUGCAAAGGUCACUUAGUGAGGAGGUUUAUCAAAGAGUGUUGGUGGAAAUGUGGCUGCAGUAAACACUGCGGCAACCGGGUGGUACAACGUGGCAUAAACUGCAAAUUGCAGGUUUUUAUGACUGCUGAAGGAAAAGGGUGGGGUCUCCGUACCCUACAGGACCUCCCAAAAGGUGCUUUUGUAUGUGAGUAUGUUGGGGAGAUAUUAACCAAUGCAGAGCUCUAUGAGCGAGUUUCACAAAGCUCCAGCAAUGAGGAGCAUGCAUAUCCUGUUCUGCUUGAUGCUGACUGGGGCUCAGAAGGAGUCUUAAAGGAUGAAGAGGCCCUUUGUUUGGAUGCAACACAUUUUGGAAAUGUUGCAAGGUUUAUUAAUCAUAGAUGCUUUGAUUCAAACUUGGUAGAGAUACCUGUGGAGGUGGAGACCCCUGACCAUCAUUAUUACCAUCUUGCCUUUUUCACAACUAGAAAAGUGGAAGCUUUGGAGGAACUUACAUGGGAUUAUGGUAUUGAUUUCGAUGAUCAAGAUCAUCCAAUCAAGGCGUUUAAGUGCCGGUGUAGCAGCAAGUUUUGUCGAAACAUUAAACGCUCAAGUAGAUCCAGAUCUGCUGCUGCAAAUAGAAGAUGAAACUAGUGGGUUGUGUAUGAAGCCAUGCCCUGUCCCAUCUUGAUUACACCAGUUCAGGUCCUCCAGACUUUGGGCCUUAAGUUCUGAACAGGAUUUUGGGGUUGCUUUGUAGUUUGUAUUAUGCGGAUGCAUCAGCCAUGAUUAGGCCAAUCGGUGGGGCUACUCUGUUACUCUCGUUCUGUAAGCAGCAGCUACAUCUACUCUUCUGUUCUUCUAUGUAAUUAAGGCUCACAUUUCUGAUAAGGAUCAUGAACCAAUCCUGUUAGGUAUUACUAUUAUAUGCCAGCUUCUUUAUUUUUUUAUUUUUGAACAAGUUCUCCUCAUUUACUCAUGGCAAGUAAUAGAAUGCUAAAA
This is a messenger RNA of Diospyros lotus (date-plum), 3273 nucleotides long. Its product is annotated as probable inactive histone-lysine N-methyltransferase SUVR2. Lineage: Eukaryota; Viridiplantae; Streptophyta; Magnoliopsida; Ericales; Ebenaceae. Gene Ontology annotation, cellular component: nucleus. Gene Ontology annotation, molecular function: zinc ion binding; histone methyltransferase activity; protein binding. Bases 331 to 2919 code for a protein of 862 amino acids. The transcript has 10 exons. The record is from RefSeq and is a predicted model, not a curated record.